This is a messenger RNA of Haplochromis burtoni (Burton's mouthbrooder), 11141 nucleotides long. It is a transcript of the gene loxhd1a, whose product is annotated as lipoxygenase homology PLAT domains 1a. Gene Ontology annotation, molecular function: protein binding. The transcript has 41 exons. The record is from RefSeq and is a predicted model, not a curated record. Bases 1683 to 8960 code for a protein of 2425 amino acids. Lineage: Eukaryota; Metazoa; Chordata; Actinopteri; Cichliformes; Cichlidae.
GUAAAACAAUAAACUAGUAAAACCACAGCCUCAACGUGCACUCCACAGCUAUCCUAAAAAGUUGAUUCUGUUCAAGAACAGGCGAAAAAAGGCUAGCUAAAACAAAUACAUGUCCUCAACUCACAGGUAUAAGUAGCUGAGUGGUGCAUUUUUCAAAAAAUUAUUACACACCUGUGAAACUGAAAUUUUAGGGCAGCUGAGCUGAAUGUGAAUUAGAAAAAAGUUUGAAAUUUUGGCAGGCGAGAGACAAACAAUAACUCCUGGGGAGGAAAAGUGCAGUGAAGCAAUCCAAUGAGGUUUGACUCUUUGCUGUCAGCCAAUCUUUGGGUAAUCUGAUGUUGAAAGACCAAUAUGACCAAACUCUGCCCUUCUCCUUGAUGCCUGCAUCAUCAGGUGUCAGAUGGCAGCAAUAAGGCUAAUGGGAUGAUUUGGCACAUUGUCAAAUGCAGAUGUGUAUGCCAGUGAGGCAGAGAUACAACAGCAAUGCAAAGGAACUUAUGCAUGAAACAGGGUGUCAUUAUUAUUUAUUUCUUAAGUUUAUUUCUCUUAUUUCUAUUUAUAAUUUAUUGUAUAACUCCCUGAUAUAUGGAAAAUGAUGCUAACCCGCAGAUGAUUUAACUUUUAAUUUAGAUUCAAUAGUUCCUCCCGUUCUCCAUCAUUAAAGCACCACAGAAAUAGCAUUUUUUUCUGGGCAAAUGAUGUGAGGAAAUGUAUUAUUAUUUAUUAUUUGGGGUAUUAAAUAUGUAUAUAUUUAUUUGGUUUUGACUUGCAUCAUGAAUAAUGUCCAAAAACUAGAAACGUUCUCAUUUACUUCAAUUUGUAAAUUACAUCAGAGUGAUUUUAAUUUUUCAACUGAUUUGAUUAUUUUUAAAUAACUAUAUAUGCUGUUUAUGGUGUUUGAUUCGUCUGUAAAUAAAGAAGAAACUGUAAAAAUAUAUAUAUUUUUUCUAGACACCAGCCAGAGCCAGUACUUUUUUUUCCUGACUGAGACAGGCUAGCAAUAGCCUUUUCACAAGCAGCAUAUUUCCUAAAACGUGCUGCUCUUACCUUUGUUAGAGUUCAUUAUAAGUUGCACUGAGUAAAAUAAAUCAAUGCUGUCUGAGUAUUACAUAGAGUUAGAAGUUGCUUUUACCCUGUGAAUGUGAAUUAGACACACUCGAUGCAACAAUAAACAAAGAGAAGUAAUUGUAAAGUUGUGUGUGUGUGUGUGUGUCUGUGUGUAGGGGUGUGUGUGGAUGUGUACAUGCGUGUCUGUGGUCCUGUCUGUAUGAGUGUGACUGCAGGUAAAAGCGAGACACCCCCGGCCCGUAAAGCGAUCCUGACACCAUGAAUAAUACAGGGUGCCGUGGCAGAGAGGAUAAGUUGUCUGUGCAAGGCUCCUUUUUCACAGGGCUUUCUCCUGUGGGUCAUGUGAGUGCUGAAGUGACACUAAUUUUUCAUGAGUGAUGUGUGUGGAUGCAUGGUGUGUUUGUGUGUGUGUGAGUGUGUGUGUCUGCAGGCUGUGUGGCCAGGUAGGAGACGUCCAGGCAGUCAUCCCUCCAUCUGUGUGUCCUCAGUGGCUGCUCCGACCCCACGAUCCCAGAGCAUCUCUGCAGCCAAGGGUCAAAUGAAUUGUCUUACACCAUUAGAAACUCUACGCAGCUCUUACGAAACUAAGGGUCAGGGAAGUGAAUGAAUAAAAGAUGCCGUCCAAACAGAAAAAAUCCACAGCUUCAGGAGAAACUGAAGAGGUUGAUGACGAAGUGGAGGAAACUGAGCCAAAGUUAAAGGAGAGGAGCAACGGUUUGACCCGAGGGGACACCACUAAAAGGGGGAAGAGUCAGAAGAAACACAAGAGCUCCGAGAGCACUGAGAAUCAGGAGCUUUCAGAGAACGUGAAAGCUAAAAAAGAGGGGGAAAAGGGACGAGAGAAAAAGAAGAAAAAGAAAGCAGAUGAGGACGAGGAUGCUGAGGCUGUGAUUGAAGGCAAAGAUGAUGAGGGUGAGCAGAACAACAAUGAUCCCUCAACCAAUACCAAAAAGAAGAAAUCACAGAAACUCAAAGAAGAAGUGACCGAGGGAGUGAAGGAGGAAAAGAAGAAAAAGCACAAGAAAUCUUCUGCAGAGAACCCAGAGGGGGACGCGGAGAUGGGUUCCAAAGAUAAAAAGUCCAAAGAUGGCAAGAAAAAGAAAAAGUCUCACAAUGACGAUGAUGAGGAGCCUUUAAUUGAGGAGCAGGAAGAGGAGGAGGAAACAAAGAAAAAGAAGAAAAAGAAGGCAAAAAAGGGAUCAGCAGACAGCGAUGAAGAUAAAAAGAAGAAGGGGAAAAAGUCCAAAAGCAAACAGGUGGACUACUCUGAAAUCUACCAGAAUGAACUGCUGAACUACCACACAGACUCAUCCGAUGGAUAUGAAGAUGAAUACUUCAAAAAGAAAGUGUACGAGGUAGUUACUGUCACUGGUGAUGUUAAAGGAGCUGGGACAGACGCAAAUGUAUUUGUUACCCUUUUUGGAGACUUUGGCGUCACGCCCAAGGUCCACCUGGCAAGCAAAAGCCGGACUGCAUUUGAGAAGAAUAAGACGGAUGUUUUCCGAAUCAAAACACACAACGUGGGGCCUCUAAAGAAACUGAGGAUCGAGCACGACAACACAGGGAUGAGUGCCAGCUGGUUCUUGGAUAGAGUGGUGGUGACUGACAUGAACCGACCCCAUCUGCGCUUUUAUUUUGCCUGCAACAACUGGCUGAGUCGGGAGGAGGGCGACAACCUGUUUGUCAGGGACCUGCUGGGCAGCAUGAACCCCAUGGACGUCCCGAAAUUGAAUAAAUAUAUAGUGAGCGUGUUUACUGCUGAUAUGAAGGGAAGUGGAACCGAUGCUGAUGUCUUCCUGAAUAUUUUUGGAGAGAACGGUGACACAGGGGAGAGAAGACUGGACAGUGACAAAGACAACUUUGAACGUGGGUCAGAGGACAAGUUUACAAUAGAGGCCCCAAACCUCGGGAGGCUGAAGAAAAUCACUAUAGGUCACAACAACAGAGGCUCUUCAGCUGGAUGGUUUCUGGAUAAGGUGGUAAUAGAUGACAUGGGUAACAAAGAAUUGUACGAAUUCCCGGUGUAUAACUGGUUUGCCUUGGAUGAAGGUGAUGGCAAAAUACAGAGAGAUGUGUUGGUUGGAGCCACGCAGCCAAUGGGAAUUGUGUACAAUGUCCAAGUGAUGACUGGAAACGUGAGGGGUGCGGGGACCAACUCUAAGAUCCACAUGGUGAUGCAUGGAGCUAAGGGCAUAAAAAACAGCGGCAAAGUCUUCCUUGAAGGCGGGGCUUUUGAGCGCGGUCUCAUCGACAUCUUCAAUGUGGAGAUCUGUGAACUGAUGAGCCCACUCAGCAGGGUCACCAUCGGGCACGACAAUGGCGCAGUUGGUGCUGGAUGGUACUGUGAAAAGGUGGUUAUAUACUGUCCGUUCACGGGGAUAGAGCAGACGUUUCCGUGUGGGAUGUGGCUGGAUGAGGAUGAGGGAGAUGGGCUGAUUGAGAGGGAGCUGUAUGAGAUGGUCUCUCUCAGGCAGAAAAAACAGAUGAAGUACCCAUGGUCGCUGUGGAUUUGGACCUCAGAUGUAAAAGGGGCAGGGACAGAUGCCCAGGUAUUUCUGCAGAUCUAUGGAGAGAAGGGCAAGUCUGAUGAAAUGAAACUAGAAAACAACUCGGACAGUUUUGAACAAGGCCAGGUUGAUAAAUUCAUGAUUGAAAUGCCAGACAUUGGGAGACUGCUGAAACUGCGGAUCUGGCACGAGAAGAGACAUCCAUUCGCUGGUUGGCAUUUAGGAAAGGUCACCUUGCUCAAGACACUAACCAUGGAGAAAUAUUCUUUUGAAUGCGGCCGUUGGCUGGACAUCAACGAGGAUGACAAUGAGAUUGUCAGAGAGCUUCCAGCGACAGGAGUACUUAUUGAUGAGCCGCUGCCCUUGAUUAAGUACAGAGUCACCAUCUGCACAGGAAAUGUCAGUGGCAGUGGCACCGAUGCCACAGUCUUCCUCAAUGUUAUUGGUGACCUAGGUGAGACGGGCGAUCGACUCAUGAUUAUGAGCAAAAACAACGUUAACAAAUUUGAAAAGGGAAACCACGAUGAGUUUCUCAUUGAGUCCGUAUCCUUGGGCCAGGUGCGCAGGGUCCGUGUGGGUCAUGACGGCCGUGGUGGAGGCUGCGGUUGGUAUCUCGAUAAGGUGAUGGUCAGGGAGGAAGGCCAGCCAGAGAGUAUGGCCAUUGAAUUUCCUUGUUACAGGUGGUUGGACCGUAAUGAGGAUGAUGGACAGAUUGUCCGUGAGUUAGUUCCAGCGGGAGACGGCCUGCGUCUCUUCAAUGUCAGCUACCAGAUAGCAAUCAAGACAGGCAGUGUGAACGGGGCCAGCUCGGACUCCAAGGUGUUCGUCAAGCUGUAUGGGGAGAAGGGUGAUACUAGCAAGGUGAUAUUAGCAGUCUCCGACAAUGAUCUCAGGAACUACUUUGAGACAGGUCGCACGGAUAUCUUUACCUUCGAAACCUCUGACAUCGGGAAGAUCAACCGACUUCUGAUAGGUCACACCAACAAGGGACUGCGGGCCGGGUGGUUUCUGGACAGCGUGCAGAUCUCUGUGCCGGUUCACGGAAAGCAGUACAUGUUCCCAAGUCACAGGUGGCUCUGUAAAGAUGAAGCUGAUGGAAAGGUGGAGGUGGAGCUCUAUCCCAGCGAGACGUUGGACAUUGAACAAUUGAUCAACUAUGAAGUGACAGUAGUCACAGGUGACGUGCGUGCAGGUGGAACUAACGCCAAAGUCUUCUGUCAGAUCUAUGGAUAUGAAGGAAAAACUGAAGUUCUGCCUCUAAAAAGUCGCUCCAACAGUUUUGAACGUGACACCACUGACAUCUUUAAGAUUGAGGCUCAGGAUGUUGGUAAGAUCUAUAAGAUACGUAUCUACCACAACGGGAAGGGUAUUGGAGACGGAUGGUUUCUGGAGACUGUGGACAUCAAGCGCCUGACGAUGGCUAUGGUGCAGGUUGAGGUGAAGAAAGAAGAGACGAGCAAAAAGGACAAGAAGAAAGAUAAGAAAAAGAAGAAGAAGGAAGAGGAGGAGGAGGUGGAGAUAAUUGAAGAGCUGCAGGAAGUGGUGGAGACAUUUAUUUUUCCUUGUAACCGCUGGCUAGCCAGGGAUGAGGAGGACAGGGAGAUUGUGGUUGAGCUGCUGACUGAGGAUAAUGAAGACUUGGAGAUGAACUCCUAUGAGAUACAUGUGUUCACUGGGACGAUGUGGGGGGCAGGGACAGAUGCCAAUGUGUACAUCAACAUCUACGGAGAGACAGGCGACACGGGAGAGCGACACCUCAAGAAAUCCAACAACCUAAACAAAUUUGAGAAAGGCCAGGAGGACGUUUUCGACAUCUCUGCAGUCGACCUGGGGACCCUGAAGAAGCUGAGGAUCCGCCAUGACAACAGCCAGGCCAGCGCCGGCUGGUUUUUGGACAGAGUGGAGAUUGUGGACAACAAAGAUGACACCACGUACUUCUUUCCUUGCAAACGGUGGCUGGCUGUCGAUGAGGAUGACAGACAGCUUGCCAGAGAGCUUGUUCCUGUGGAUGAGGCGUUCAUGAAGAAGGGAGAUGAUGAUGACGAAGAUGACUCUGAAGCUACUCUUGGUUUGGAACAGAAAGCCAUGUCAACAACAUACACAGUGAGGAUAAAAACUGGUGACAAGAAGUACGGAGGAACAGACGCUAACGUCUUUAUGAUCCUGUAUGGCACCAAGGAUGACACAGGAAUUAUUAACCUGAAGGCUUCAAAGACCCAUAAGAACAAGUUUGAGCGAGGUAUGAUUGAUGUGUUCACUGUGGAGGCCGUGGACCUCGGACCCCUGAAAAAGCUGCGUAUUGGACACGACAACAAUGGGGGAGGGUCAGCAGGCUGGUUUCUUGACUGGGUGGAGAUUGAUGCUCCAUCUCUGGGACAGAAACUACACUUCCCCUGCGGCCGCUGGCUGGACAGAGGAGAGGAUGAUGGAGCCAUCGUCAGGGAGCUUUUCCCUAAUCCUCUUCAAACAGAGUUUUACACACCAUUCGUUCCUUAUGAGAUCAAAAUCUUCACAAGUGACGUGUUUGGAGCCGGUACAGACGCAGACGUCUUCAUCAUCCUGUAUGGCCGAGAUGCAGUGUGCACCCAGCAGAAGUCCCUGUGUGUCAACAAGAGGGAGAGGAGAAUGUACUUUGAGAGAGGAGCUGAGGACAUGUUUAUUGUUGAGCUAGAAGAUGUCGGAGAUGUAAUUGAGAAGAUUCGUAUUGGCCAUGACAACCGUGGGGUGAACCCAGGCUGGCAUCUGGACAGAGUGGAAAUCAGACGCCUCCUCAGGAAAGGAAAGGGUUCAGAGACCGUGAUCUUCCCCUGUGAGCGGUGGCUCGCCAAGUCAGAGGACGAUGGAGAAACGGUGAGAGAGCUUGUGCCCUCUGACAUCAUCACAGAGAAACUUUCAAGAGAUGGAAGCCUGAAAGUGACUGAAGUCGAGGUGGAAGACGCUCUGGAGACCCACACAUACAAAGUUUCCGUGAUGACAGGUGACGUGUAUGGAGCCGGCACUGAUGCCAACGUCUUCCUCACCAUUUACGGGGACCUGGGGGACACCGGGGAGAGAAAACUGAGCAAGUCGGAGACAAACAGCAACAAGUUUGAAAGAGGAUCUGUGGAUAAGUUCACUAUAGAGGCAGUAGACCUCGGUCAGAUUUUCAAAAUAAAAAUUCGCCAUGAUAACAGUAUGGUGAGUCCUGACUGGUACUUGGAUCAGGUGGAGGUGCUGGACAUUGAUACAGAAGAGGUGUUCCUCUUCUUAUGUGAACGCUGGCUCUCCAAGAAGAGAGAGGAUAGACGCAUCCAAAGAUACUUUUAUGUCAAGGGUUAUGAAGGAGUUCGAGAGAGCUCGGCCAGUGAAAAGAAGAACUUGGCUCUAAUGCAGAAAAGCGUCGACAAUAACAUGAACAAGAAGAACAAGAAGAAGAAAGAAGAAAAAAUUGAUCUUCCAAUCAUACCUUAUCACAUCACCAUCUACACUGGACUGGAGAGGGAUGCGAGCACCACCAGCAGGGCUUAUGUCAUCAUUAUCGGGGCUAAUCACACCCAGACAGAUAGGUUGUGGUUGGACCUGCAAGACGGGAGGAAGGGCUUUGAGGCCGGCUCUCUGGAGAGCUUCGAGUCCCACGGUUCAGAUGUGGGGGAGAUCAAAAAGGUUGAGCUCGGCCAUGAUGGGGCCACUCCAGAGAGCUGCUGGCUGGUUGAUGAACUAUGUGUUGCUGUGCCAACCAAAGGGGUCAAAUAUAUAUUUGCUUGCAAGUGCUGGCUGGCCAAAGAUCGAGGAGAUGGGUUGACUGCUAGAGUAUUCAAUGUGCUGGACUCAGAAGCCAUUUCUAUCUCCCAUAAGAUUAUCUAUGAGGUGACAGUGGUAACCGGAGAUGUGCAGAAUGCGGGAACAGACACCCAGAUCUUCAUGACUGUUUUUGGGGCCAACGGCAGUACAGAGGAGAUGCUGCUGCAGAAGAAUGAGGACAGGUUUGAGCGAGGUCAAGAGGACACCUUUAACAUGGAGAUCGAUGACGUUGCCCCACUGAGAAAAAUGCGACUCCGGAUAGAUGGAUCAGGCAGUCGGCCCGACUGGUUUCUUGACAAGGUGAUCAUGCGUAACCUGACCACGGAGGAGGUGUCUGUGUUUACCUAUGAAGGGUGGCUGUCCAGGACACAUGGACCCAAGAGGACACUGAUCUGUGAGAUGGCAGCUGUGGUGGACGAGGAGGUGAUGGUGGAGGUCACUACCUACAUUGUCCAGGUCAAGACAAGUGACGUCGCAGGGGCAGGCACUGAUGCCAACGUGUGGAUCAUUAUUUUUGGAGAGAACGGGGACACAGGAACACUGGCGCUGAAAGAGUGCAACAAGUCCAACAAGUUUGAACGCAAGCAGGUGGACACGUUUCGCUUCCCAGAAAUCCUCAGCAUGGGAGACCUCUCCAAAGUACGAGUCUGGCACGAUAACACAGGUAUUGCUCCAGGCUGGCACUUGGAGUAUAUUGACGUGAAGGACGAGAUCAUGGACAAAACAUUUCGUUUCCCCUGUGACCGCUGGCUUGCCAAGAACGAUGAUGAUGGACAGAUAAUGAGAGAGCUGGCCUGUGCUAACAAUGACUACUUGGACCUCAAUGAAAAGACCAAGUAUGAAAUUUGUAUCACAACUGGAGACACAGCUGAAACCAAGGAAAAUGCCUGGAUUGUACUUGAAGGGAGAAAGGGUCGAUCAAAAGAAUUUGUAAUGGAGAACUCCUCAAAGAAGAAGAGGUUCUUGCGGGGAAAUGUUGACAGGUUUGAAUUUUCAUCCAAGAACUUGGGUGAUAUUGCUGGCAUCUGUCUGGGCCAUACACCCAAGGAUGGAAAGAAAGUAAAGGGGGAGGUUUACUGGCACGUGGAGGAGGUUGUUGUGACCGAAAGAGAACUGGGAAACAAGUACAUUUUCAAAUGCAAUUCCCUCAUUCCUCUUUCUCCUAAGAGGGACGAUUUCAUCACCGUUGAGUGCACAAAGACCAUCGAGAGCUUUGCAAGCAAAGCUCGAAGCCUGGUACCUGUCAAAUAUGAGAUCAUCGUCAUCACAGGUGAUGAAAAGGGUGCAGGAACCGAUGCCAAUGUUUUCAUUACUCUCUAUGGCUCCAAUGGAGAUUCGGGUUGCAGGCAACUGCGUCAGAAGUUUCGUAACCUUUUUGAACGUGGGCAAACAGACCGUUUCUCUGUGGAAAUGCUGGACAUGGGGGAGUUGCAGAAAGUCCGGGUAGAACACGACAACUCCGGUCUCAGCCCUGGCUGGCUGCUCGAUCGUGUGGAAGUCACCAACACAGCCAAUGGUGUUACCACUAUCUUUCUCUGCGGGAAAUGGCUGGACUCUAAGAAGGCAGAUGGAAAGAUCUCCAGGGCCAUCUACCCAAAAUACUAAAAAACCCUACAGCUCAAGCAUGUCCUCUUAUGUUUAAAAGUAAUGACCAAAGAGAUUCUCCUUCUAGCAAGUUUUAUAUCUCAGGAACUGAGACAUUAAAAAAAAACAUGUCAUGAUGAUGUCUAAUGUGGUCAGGAAAAAGGAAAGUGCCAAUCUUUUUAAAUAUCAGGGAUUCUUUGCAUUGUUUUGUUGUAAUACAGAUUUUAUAAAAUGAACAAAUGAAUAAAUAAAUCCAAUUUGUUUAUAACACCCAGUUUUCAGCUUCACUUCUGACUUGCUGGUAGGUCUAAACUUUACCUUCAAGUCUGGUUAAGCAGAAAUAUACACUCAUUGGGCACUUCAUUAGUUAUACUUUGCUAUUACAGUCGUCUCCUUUUGCCUUCAGAGCUGCCUUAAACACAGCAAACAAAAUGCUGGAAAUAUUCCUCAGAGAUUUUGAUCCAUAUUGACCUGAUUGCAUUACACAGUUGUUGCAAAUAUUCAGUUCCACAAACUUGCAAAGAUGCUAUAUUGGACUGAGAUCCGGUGACUGUGGAGACAAUUUAUGUGCAGUGAAUUCAUUCAACAAAUCAAGAAACCAGUUUGAGUUGAUUUGAGCUUUGUGACCUGUCGCACUAUUAUGCUGGAAGGAGACUGGUACACUGUGGUCAUAAAGGGAUGGGCACGGUCAGCAUCAAUACUCAGGUAGGCUGUGGUGUUAAAAUGAUGCUCAGUUGAUACUGAGGGUCCCAACAUGUGCCAAGAAAAUCUCCUCCACACUAUUACACCAUCACCAGUAUCAGCCUGAAUCACUGAUACAACGCAGGAUAGAUCCAUGCUUUCAUGUUGUUUACACAAAAUUCUGACCCUACCAUCUGAAUUUCUGCAGCAAAAACUGAGUCUCAACAGACCAGGCAAUGAUUUUCCAAUCUUCUGUUGUUCAGUUUUGAUGAUUCUAUGCAAAUUGUGGAGAAUGAUAUUUAGACAUUACAUUAAACAGGUAAAUAAAUGACUCAAAUGGGACAUUCAAAUAUGUCAAAGUGAUCGUUAAGAAGUAAUUGUGUAUGAAUUUUAUAUUUAUAACUUUUUCCUUGGCCCAAAACAAUUGUUUUAAUGUCUAGUCAACAAUACAGGGACACACAGAGAUUCCAUGAUUUCUUCGGGUUUUUGAAUUACAAUCUAACUGCUACAUGUCAGUAGAUUGCAGAAAUCAGUCAACUGAGUUCUUUUGUCCCUGAUUCAAGUGUAUAAUCCUAGAUACGGUGGCCAAAGGAAAAACAUGUUGUAGUCAGUCAAGAGAGACCAUAAACAUUAAAUUUAGACUGUUCCCCAUGGUGACAUGGUCAGUCGGCAAGUUUCUAUUAAUGCUUGGACCAGAUCCGGAAAGAGUUUUUCCCUAUUUGUGAAAAGCUGUCAGUCUUCUGUUUGCCUUAGCUGUCAAUGCCCAGUAAGAAGCACCUAUCUCUAUUUUCAAGUCCAAUAUGUGUCACUGAGUCAGAGAAGCUCAUGUCUGAACAAUGACAGCCAUACUAAGGUGAGUUGUUGAGGACAUACAGAACAUUAGGCGGCACUAUAGUUUUUGCUGCUGGUAGCCUCUGUUAGCUUCUGUGAAACAGUCUUUGAAGUGGAUGUAGCUUUGCUGAACUCUGACGCUCUGAGUGAAUAACCUCUUAUAAGGUGUGAGAAUGUUAUCAAGUGUGAAUUUUUAGGAUUUUUAGGAAUUUUAGGAUACUUUAGCCUAACGUUAGCUAGCAUAAUGUUAGCUUAAAACCAGCUGCUGUUGUUGUUAGCUUUUGUCAGCUAGCUGGAGAUAGAAAGAUAACAGUCUAAUCUUCUGACAAUAAGUAACUGGAAUAAUAUUAGGAAUAAAUGAGGAUGUUUAUACACAUUUUUAUGUUUUAGAGUCCUGACUUCAGUUUAGCAGAUAAGACUUGAGGUGAGGAGGAAGAGGAUGACUUUAUAUCCAGAUGCUGUUGCCUCUUUUCUUUGUGUUUUCACUUCUUUGGUAAAGGAGAUCCCAUCAAAGCUGAUAAAACAUAUAUUUACAGUACACCCACAGUUCUCUUUUUUCUCUGCUUUUGACAUGUGGGUGAUCUCUAGCCACAUACGUAAAACGCUAUAAAUUUAUAAGUACAAUAUCUUUUUUUUUCUCUAUAAAACAACCUGAUGACCUGACUUCACCUUUAACUAAUUUUGAGGGGU